Messenger RNA from Striga asiatica, 822 nucleotides. Lineage: Eukaryota; Viridiplantae; Streptophyta; Magnoliopsida; Lamiales; Orobanchaceae. The record is from the annotation of a GenBank genome assembly.
AUGAUCAACUUCCCUAAGAUCCUACUCACCCUCAUGAACGUCGUCAUCCUCAUCUACGGCCUAUACCACAUAUUCAAUGCCGCUGACAUCAGCGAGUCGUCGUCGGUUAACGAGUGCCUCCGGGACAGCGUCCAUUCCAUCCGGCGGCUCGGCUUUGCCUGCUCGGCCGUGGCCCUCGUCGGGAUUGCCGGAGCUUGUCUCGACGUGCGGGCCCUACGGUACGUCUAUCUAUUGGCCCUCAUGAUCUCGACGGCCGCCGUUGUCGUUUUCUGCAUGUUCGUGUGGGCUGUCAUGCCCGGAGUCCCUGGAAAUGUCGCGUUCGGCCUCACGGCCGAGCACGGCAUGUGGCUGCGCGAGUACGGCUCGGCUGCCCAGAAGACAAUCGCCAACGACAGGGAUUUCACGGCCGCCAAGGUAUGCUUCCGGAGGAUCGACACGUGUCGGAUCAUGAAGAAUCAGACGGAGGACCAAAAAGACGUCUUGAUCGAUGCAGGGUGUUGCAGUCCUCCAAACCGGUGUGGUAUGGUGCAGGCCCCUGGCGGGCAUUGGGUGGUGGCAGGCUACGGGCUCAACUCGACAGAUGCCGAGUGCCAACAGUGGGCCCAAGUGGGCCUCAAUUGCUUCGACUGCGACUCCUGCAAGGCGGGCUUCUUGGGCUCUUACCAGAAUAAGUGGGACAACAAUUCGGGUGCACGAGUCAUGUCCGUAAUGGGCCUAAUAGCAGGAUUGUCUGUCGCGUGUUAUAUAUACGUCAUCGAUCGGUAUCAAGGGAGUAGAGAGGAUUUAUCACAACAUAUGAAGCUUGUGAGCACUAACGUUUGA